AAAUUCCUUUUGGUUUUGGCUUGUCUGGGUUUUUCUCCCUGGGGAAUCGUCCCCGUGCGCUGCCGGGAGGCGACAUCGCCGGACAAUGCCCCGAGCCGGAAGCGCGGCCUCCACCGGCGGCGUCUCGCGGAGCUAUCGCGAGAUUUGGGCCGGGAGCGCUCCCAUUGGCUGCGGGGCCGGAAGCGCGGACGCCCCCUGGCGGCGAGCGGAGCCCAUGGCGGCGGGGGUCGCGCGGCUGCUGCGCGCUCUGUGUCCCAGUCCGGCCCCAGUGGCGCUGCGGGCGCUGUCCCGGCCGAUGGCGUCGGAGGCGGCGGCGCUGGGGGGGCCGGAGCCGGGAGCCCCCCGGGAGCUGCAGACGCUGCGGCUGCAGCGGGAGCGGGAGCACGUCCUGCACCUGCAGCUCAACCGGCCCGGCAAGCGCAACGCCCUCAACCUGCUCUGCUGGAGGGAGCUGCUGGAAUGUUUCCAGGACAUCUCCCGGGACCCCUCGUGCCACGCCGUCGUCCUGUCCGGCGCCGGGAGCGCCUUCACUGCUGGGAUCGACCUGUCGGACCUGGGAGCCUUGGCCGGGGAGCCCGGCGGGGACGUCGCCCGGCGCGCCUGGAACCUGCGGCAGCGCAUCCUGGAGCUCCAGGAGAGCUUCUCCGUCAUGGAGAAGUGCCCUAAACCCGUGAUCGCCGCCGUGCACGGGCCCUGCAUCGGAGCCGGUGUGGACCUGAUCUCGGCCUGUGACAUCCGGUUCUGCUCCCAGGACGCCUCGUUCCAGGUCAAGGAGGUGGACAUGGGGCUGGCGGCCGACGUGGGGACCCUGCAGCGCCUCCCCAAAAUCGUGGGGAACCAGAGCCUGGUGAACGAGCUGGCCUUCACCGCCCGCGUCAUGAGGGCCCCCGAGGCGCUGAGCUGUGGCCUCGUCAGCCGGGUGCUGCCAGACAAGGCGACGCUGCUGGAGGUGGCCCUGGAGGUGGCCGCGGCCAUUGCCACCCGCAGCCCCGUGGCCGUGCAGGACAAGGUCAACCUGGUGUACUCGAGGGACCGGCCCGUCGCCGAGGGGCUGCUGCACGUGGCCACCUGGAACAUGGCCAUGCUGCAGACCGAGGACAUCCCCAAGUCCGUGCAGGCAGCCCUGGACAAGAAGGGACCCGAGGAUGUCCCGUUCGCCAAGCUCUGAUGUCACCUCAGUGCCGCCAACGUCACCAACGUGCCCUUGCCCGAGUGCCGAUGUCACCUCAGUGCCACCAGCAUCCCCAGUGCCCCCUUGCCCAGGCUGUAGAACCAGCUCAGUGUCCCCUCAGUGUCCCCUCGGUGUCCCCAGUGUCCCUUCUUCGUCUCUGGGGCCACCUCAGUGUCCCCCAAUAAACCCGUUUGUCCCCAC
This is a messenger RNA of Corvus hawaiiensis (hawaiian crow), 1372 nucleotides long. RefSeq names its product enoyl-CoA hydratase 1 (gene ECH1). Gene Ontology annotation, cellular component: mitochondrion. NCBI's taxonomy places the organism in Eukaryota, Metazoa, Chordata, Aves, Passeriformes, Corvidae. Gene Ontology annotation, molecular function: delta(3,5)-delta(2,4)-dienoyl-CoA isomerase activity. The record is from RefSeq and is a predicted model, not a curated record.